Messenger RNA from Topomyia yanbarensis, 3412 nucleotides. RefSeq lists its product as uncharacterized. The record is from RefSeq and is a predicted model, not a curated record. NCBI's taxonomy places the organism in Eukaryota, Metazoa, Arthropoda, Insecta, Diptera, Culicidae. The transcript is spliced from 3 exons. Bases 1315 to 3078 code for a protein of 587 amino acids.
ACUGUAGGUCUAACACGAGUUUUAUUAAAAUCGAUCGAAAUCGUGUUAUCCAGUAGCAUUGGCACUUUUGUUUCAUUUGGCAAACUCAUUUCACUCCGCAGCCGGGGGCAACGAUACAAUUUGUUUAAGGACUGAUAUAGAACAAAAGCUGGCUUGAUUCACUGGUGCCUAUAGCCUGCUAUAGCGUAGCGAUUUUUUUUUGCCUCUGCUUUGUGCGAGGUCAGAAGAUAGACUGUAGACCCAGGGUUGUCUGGCCACGAUGAUAAUGAUGAUGACUGGUAUAAAGCAUCGUCUCUGUUAAUACCGUAGCAAUGAUUUGUCAUUUUCGUAAAGGUUAAAGGGAAUUUACCUUAAACGAUGUCCACCUGUUUCCAAUACAAUCUUUCGGAAGAUAGUAAAAAUUAAUGAAUUUUAAUUAAUAGCCUACAAUGUAUUCUACUUCACUUCAGGUUUGUCUCUGACAUUACUCGCCCAUCGUUUUUAGAAACUGUAGCAAAACACUUUAACCAACCAAUUCCAAAAUAAGAACUGGUUCUUUGCGUUCGGAUUUUGAUUGAAAUGCCCUUCAACAUUUCUUACGAAACGUACAAAUUAUGUUUUCUCAAAUUUUGUCAUUCAGUAUGAUGGCAUUCGAGCAAUCGGUAUGACCAAAUGGUUUUCAACCAAUUAAACGUACUAAGUUAUAUUUUUUUUAAAUAUAGCCCAGCUGACCAUCGCAAUUUGUCCAGGUGUUUGUUCUCGGAGCUAAAUAAACAUUGGAUAUGAAAAAGUUAACAAAGUUGUAUAUUUCACAAGAACAAAAAACACACAUAAUUCGCUCGGCCAAAGAUCAUUGCUUUGCGGACCAUAAAAGCAUAAAAACACAUUUACGUUACGAUACUUUCUUACGGCCUCCACAAGCCUCGUGCAACGCAGCAGAGAGAUAUAGUAUAACAAUUAAGCUUCAACUGUUCCUCUAUUUGUAUACCAUAAAUCAGAUCCGAAUUAUCUCGUGCUCCUGUAUCCCGGGAGAACAGCAAAAAAGUAACGACGAGAACUACGGCUAUCUUAUCAUCAUCAUAUUUUCAUUAGUUAUCUCAGACAGGCGGAUGGAUGCGUGAACGAGUGUAUGUGCUGCUUUUGUGUACUCAUCGAUUUACUGUCAAUCCCUUCUUUUGGGUGCUGGCUUUCGUCGGGGAGUUUCUUAUCACUGGCCGUCUAGAUUGGGGAUAUGUUUGCAUAAAUUUUGCUGCGAUAAGCCCAGCCCUAAGUUUAUAAAGCGCCCCAAGUCGCGAGGCAAACGAUCACUAGCUUGAUUGGCGCGUACCCAGCAGGAUGGUGCUGCUUUGGAUUGUCAUUAGAAUAGAUUUCAAUUACAAAAUGCGUAAGGAGUUUGAACAAUCGCUGGACGUCUGUCGAUUGGAGCUGAAUAGCCUUCGACACUACAAACGACCCAAAAGGAUAGACGAUGAUGUUGAGGAGUAUAUUGACAUAACUGGGGACUACCCAUCAGAACCGGAGUCAAUCGACCGGUUUCAGCCGAAAAAUCUUUCCUACCUCAAGCAACCGCCUUCGAAGAUAUACUAUGAUUCCAUAGAAAAGGAAUCCAGCGAUGGAGGAUUUUUCGAUCGGGAUGAUUUGGAUGACGAGGACGAAAAAAAUGAUCUGGUCAUCGAUUGCAAACUCAACGGCGAUGUUGGUGAGAAGAAGACUGACAACGGAAUCUCUCAUGACAGCAAGGGCAGGCUUUCAACCCUGACCGAAUCAGACAUCGUAUUAAAUUUUACCUUGGUUGAUACGGAGCUGGUUUACAAUGCACCGACAAUCGUACAAAAACUGCCCUAUGCUAGUGAAACUAACAUAAAGCCGCCGGUGACAUUUGAGAUAGUACCAACGAGCAUACCGAGCAACACGCAGGACAUUAGAUUACAUCCAGUUCAGCGAAGGAAGAAUUCUUUGCCAUAUAGCACUGUCAAUCGUGCAGGUCAAACACGGGUACCAACGGUAGAUCAUCACUCGCUCACAAAUGUGCCAUCAACCGAACCCAUCGGAAGUAGACUUAGGCCAUCUGCAUUCUCACCUCCAGUGAAAUCUCAACUCCAACCGCAAACUCAAACCGUUCCCUUGAAGCCUACCAUCGGACCUACACAUCCAGCAUAUUACAAGAGUCUAAAGUACACCUCACUCAAAGCACCACAGCAACGCAAAUCUGUAACGAUGCCCCAACAACACUCAUCAUUCCCAUCGAUCGGGCAUUAUGCAAAGCUUCCGAGCGACUGGAGAAAACCGAGACAGAACGGUCGAGUUCGAGACGCUUUGGAAAAUAACAAAUCAAGUGGAACAUCAAGCUGCCUCCCGCCACAGUUCGGCUUCGGUUCGUCUAUGUUAAGCAAUCUGUACGAUGCCAGCCAACCUUUGGACUUUUCGAAAGAUUCCCCACUGAGUCAGUAUGAAGCAAUGCUGAAACGAUCCCCGCAGGAUCAGCAUCUGUACGGUUACUCCAUUCUACGUUCAUUGCCUAUUCCAGAACCGCCGAAGCCACCGUCUUCGGCACUUCGACCCAAACUGGUUUCGAUAAGGCACCAUCCGACCAUCUCCAAAAUUCACCGUCCUCACCGGUUGCGUGAUAUUCUAAAAACCAAACCGAACAUCCCAAUAAAGCCACCACCGAGCCAGAUGGUUAGCGAAUCGUUUCGAGUGCAUGUUCGACAGGAAAUCAACGCAUUCUUCAACCGGCGCCAGAAUGAAAUAUGUUCCGCCCUUAGACUGUUCACCACCGAGAGUAUAGACAUAUCUGAACUGUUUCGACGAUUAGAUCACUUUCAAAUCCGUGUCAGUCGGGAUUAUAUGGGUAUCGCUUGGACCAUGAUACAAAGGUACGGCUACCGGUUUCAGUCGGAAGUGCCUCCUGUUAAGCUGGACUAUAGAUGGCCGGAACGUCCUCAAGAGAUUGUUGAAUAUUUCAUGAAGGUGCGAGGCACCCUACGGCCUCAUGCGUCAGAGGAAACCUUAAACAUCUAUCGGAUGGUUGUUGGGGGACUUUUGGAGCAGUUUCGCGACUCGAUCGAAUAUUUUCUGUCCAGAAAUCUGCAAAGAUAGUAGUGAUACAAUGUAGGUUGUAAAUCGCAGUAUCUAGGGUGCCAUAAUAGUGCAGUAGAUGAAAUCCAACUGUGUUCGAUGAAAAACCGAACGGUGCUCGAAUUCAGAAUUUGUGUGCCUCAUUAUUAGGAGGUAGCAUUCUAUGUUAUAAGCUAUACAAAGAUUUAGUUUGUUUCUCAUCUAAUAGCUUUUACCAGUGCAAUGCUAGAUGUGAUAUAGUGCGUAAGUAUAAGUUCUUUUACAUGUGAAUGUAUUAGCAGUCAAGCAAAUGAGUUUAAUUUAAACUUUUCGAAUACUUUUCUAAAUUUUCUACAAAAUAUAUUUUUGGUAACUU